AUGCCUCCGCGAAUAAACAUCCCGCCCGUCACAAGGGCGCUGCUCGGCGCGCUCCUCUUCCAGUCCUUCCUCAGCGCCGCGAUACGGUACCGACAGUGGACAGAGACGGCUCACAUCGUCAUCCCCUACCUGACGCUCGUGCCGCAGCUCUCCCUUGUAUAUCCCUGGACCUUCCUCACAUCGGCGCUCGUCGAGGGCAACGUGUUUACCCUCGCCAUCGCGGGCCUGACACUAUACCAUGGCGGCCGGUACCUGGAGCGGGCUUGGUCGUCGGCCGAGCUCGCGAAAUUUGUGGUCCUGGUCUGCCUGGUCCCGAACGUCCUGACCUUUCUCGUCAUGAUCUUCUUCUUCAGCUUGACUCGGAACGAGAGCUGGACUCUUACCGUCAUAUCGGGAACCGUGUCCCUCCAAAUCUCCUUCCUCGUCGCCUUCAGCCAGCUCGUCCCUGCGCAUACCGUCACACUCUUCCGCGGCAUCCUGUCUCUCAGGGUGCCGCGGUUCCCGCUGGUGUACAUGGGCAUCGUGACGCUGCUCUCCCUAACGCCGUUGCUGUCGCGGGCAGCCUUUUGGCUCUCCCUGUUCGGCCUCCUCACGAGCUGGACGUACCUGCGAUUCUACAAGACCGUCUUCCCCGACCUCGACUCGUCGCAGCCGGCGUCCCUGCGCGGUGACGCAAGCGAGACUUUUGCUUUUGCCGAGUUCUUCCCCAGCCCGGUCAAGCCGUUUGUGGCCGCACUGGCCGAUCAGAUUUUCGAUGUGCUCGUCGCGGUGCGCAUCUGCACGCCCUUCUCCCAGGCGGACAUGUCUGCCGCUCGCGGCGACAGGGCGCUGCAGCGGGGCACGCCUGGCAGCGCCCGCGCGGAGGCGGAGCGGAGGAGAGCCAUCGCCCUCAAAGCUCUUGACCAGAGGCUCAACGCCGCGACGGCCGGCGCCGCCAGCAGGGCACCUCCUCCGGCCCCCGUACAGCCCUCGGGGCCGACGGUCCAGGCGCAGCCGCAGUCGAGCACCCAGACGGCCAUGACGUCGCAGCCGGGGCAGCUGCUCGGCGAGACCAAGUUCGAGCCGGACCAUGACGAUGGGCCUGGCAAGAACUGA
Molecule: messenger RNA, 1095 nt
Organism: Purpureocillium lilacinum
Lineage: Eukaryota; Fungi; Ascomycota; Sordariomycetes; Hypocreales; Ophiocordycipitaceae
Biological process (GO): retrograde vesicle-mediated transport, Golgi to endoplasmic reticulum
Cellular component (GO): membrane; Golgi apparatus
Source: RefSeq, a predicted model, not a curated record